UUCAUGCACUAUAAAAUUAAAUAAAAUUAAAUUACUAUAAAUUUCUAAACGGCGUCCACAAUAAAACAAAGAAAUGCGUCGUCGCUUGUUUAUUAGCGAUCACAAAAGUGAUAGCCAGUACAGCACCGACACUAAGAUCAUUCAUACCUCACUGACUCUCAUGAUGUAGACUCAGAUUUUAGAUGCGUUCAUAGAUAAUAAAUGAUAUAAAAUAAUUACUGAUACGGAAUUAUACCGAAACUGAUAUGUCACUGAUAUACCUAUGUGAACAAAGGUUUAAUAAAAAAUCAAUUCUCUUUGAUUUGAUGCUUUGGCGCACUUGGUGGCUAAACCAAGGAGUAGACUGUUUUUUUUAUUUGCAAAAUGACAUAUUAAUUCAGAUUUAUUUUAUAAUAUUAUUAUGUAAAAGACUGCUUACAUAUUAAAAAUAAAUUGAAUAAAAUGCAAAGCAGUAACAGCAACAUACAUAAAAAAGAAAGAGUAACAAGCACUUAUGCGGAAAUUUAUUUAGAUGAUGACUACUGUGAUUUUGAAAAAUCUGAUUAUGAAAAAUUAGAAAAUGUUAUCCAGACGGAUAACGAUGAUACCUGGAUAUCACCAAGUGAUUUGUUGAUUGGUGUGAUAGAGCUAAAACCGCCAUUUACAUCCAAAAUUACAAGAGGAAAAACUCAUGAAGGCAUUUUAACUAUUGGAGAUAACAUUUUUAAAAGAAAACGUGCUGCGUUUCUACAACAUUUGACAGAAUUAAUUAAUGAUAAUGAUAGUGGUUGGAUUCAUAUUCUAGAUGCUGAGAAAAAGUUAGUCGAAGCGAAAGUGAGGAAUAUUUAUCAUAAUAUCUUUCUUGAAAAAAGCAAAAUUAUGAGUAAGGAAAUGUCUAAUUUUUUUGAGAAAUCUCUAAAGAAAUUAGAAGAUAAUGUAAAAUCAGAAAUAGAAAUUAUCCUUGUUAGUGUCCAUGCUGGUAUAAUAAGCGAUUUAAACUUUGAGAUCAGGCAAAAAUUGAUCAAAGAAAGAACCAUUUUGGAAAAUAUUCUAAAAGAUCGGUAUGAGAGUGAAGUAAAUAAAAUACAAAUAUAUUAUAAAAUUCUUUUAGACAAUGAGUUGCAAAGACAAAACACCUUAACAAAUAAUGCAUUAUUUGAAAGAAACGAUGCCUUGCUUUCAUUUUAUAGACAGAUAGAAGCAGAAAAUUUAACGGGUACGAUGUACGUCAUGUGCGCUGAAAGAAAAAAGUGUAAAAUAAAACAGUUUUUAUUAGAAAACUAUCAAACUACAGAUUUAUCGGAAAAAAUAAAAAAGAUUAAAGAGCAAGAAAGUGUGUUAGAGGCAUUUAGAAAUAGAGAUAUGAAAAUUAGCCUUAUAAAUAAUGCCUGGGAAAACAAGAUAAGAAAUGUGCUACAGUUAUUUUUAAAAUUCAUUAGUUUUAGUUUGAAAUUAAUACCGGAACAAUCCACAUUUUUACUUGAUCUAGAAAAAAUGGUAGUUUUGCAAAUUAAUGAAUUUCAAAAGAAACCUCAAAAUGUAUCAACUAUACUGAUAGAUGAAAAUGAUGUCAACAAUAUAUUUCAAUUUGAAGAGCCAAGGGUUGAAGAAAAAACUUGCGACAACGAGCCUUUUGUAAUUGUAGGAGAUUUAAAUGACCCAACCCCACCAAAAUAUGGAAGUAGUGAAACUUUGGCUACUGAUGUUGAUUUACCGUAUUUUAGGGUACAAAGACAAUUCGUAUAUGCAAAAUGUCAUAAAUAUGAACAAAUUAAAGCUUUUUUAGAGUCUCAACGAUGUAAAUGUCAUGACGUACAAACCAUGCCACAACAAUCUGAAAGUGGAGAAUUAAGUGAUUCUCCACCUGCGAAAACACAUAGUACACCGCCAGAAAGCAUAUCUUCUGAAGAACCUCUGUUGAUUAAUGAUAUUCAACGACUUCAAGAUUGUCCAGCAAGAAACUGUCAAGAUUGGGCAAAAAGCUAUACUUUCCCCUACCUUGAUUCUUAUUUAGAUUUCAGUGAAGAAAAUUUUGAAAGAGUAAAAACUAUUCUUGGUGGGUCCACAACUAUUGAACCUCCACCUAAACUUAUCGACCCCAUGAAACUAGUGAAAGCUGAAUUACCAUUUUCUGCGACUAAGGAACUUUACCAUACUGUAGAAACACAGUAUUCAAGCCAAGAAGAUUUAAAUAUUACUAAUAUAACGUGUUCCUGUGUAAGUGGCCGUCUUCAUAAAACGUCAUCUUCACGAGAUAAUGUCAAAGUAAAUAAAAGUGAAGACUUACAAGAACUACUAAGCAAGCGUAAACAGUCUAUAAUAGAUGUAAUACAGAACAAUCCUAAACUUCUUAAAAUGUUCACGGAUGAAUGUUUCGAUUUCGUAUUUUAG
Molecule: messenger RNA, 2370 nt
Organism: Diatraea saccharalis (sugarcane borer)
Lineage: Eukaryota; Metazoa; Arthropoda; Insecta; Lepidoptera; Crambidae
Source: the annotation of a GenBank genome assembly